Molecule: messenger RNA, 888 nt
Organism: Medicago truncatula (barrel medic)
Lineage: Eukaryota; Viridiplantae; Streptophyta; Magnoliopsida; Fabales; Fabaceae
Product: chaperone protein dnaJ 11, chloroplastic
Exons: 1
Coding region: 307-729 (140 amino acids)
Source: RefSeq, a predicted model, not a curated record
UAAACAAGAAGAUAAAGAAUAGCAAGUGGAUGGAAUGUAUUUAUGGUAAGAGAUUAGAUCAAAAACCAAUAACCAUUUCAAUUAUGACAUGACAGUAGGAUAAGCCACUGGUAGUUGUGAGUCAGCAGCAAUUAAAAAUCCAACGCCCAUACGGAUAAGAUUGUCUUCUUUCGUUUAUAAACGCAAGACAGUUAUUUUUGGCCCCACAAAACAUUGCCACUCAUCAUCUCUUAUUAUAUACGACAAUCCAAUCCUCAUUCUCUUCAACUUAGUAUUACAACAAACAACGUCGUAUUCCUCUGUAACAUGCUCUCAACAUCUUUCCCCGCACCUCUCAGCACCGCCACUUUUGCUGGCAAAACUAUUUCAUCACCGCCGUUCCACGCAAAAUCAAGGAGAGUACUCAUUUCUGCAACAGCCAGCACCACUGAACCUUCAUGCACGUCGUUGUACGAGAUUCUUGGAGUUGCAGCCGUAGCUUCUGAUCAGGAGAUUAAGGCGGCCUACCGACGACUUGCCAGGGUUUCCCACCCUGAUGUGGCGGCGGUUGAUCGGAAGGUUUCUUCGGCGGAUGAGUUCAUGAAGAUUCAUGCUGCGUAUUCCACUCUUUUGGAUCCUGAGAAGCGAGCUAGCUAUGAUAGAAGCUUGUUCCGGCAACAGCAACCGCUGACGGUGACGGGAUUUUCUGGUUACGGUUGUCGGAAAUGGGAAACGGACCAGUGUUGGUAGCGAGUUGAAACUUCAUAUUUGUAUUUGUAUCUUAAGGCUCAGUUAUUAUUUGAUCGCCUUUGAGUAUCUUACUAAUUAUGAUCAUUAGUUUAUUAGUAUGAAAUUGUAUAUUACUAAUAUGUAUUAUUAAUACGAAAUUGAUUGUAGCAAUUUUUUUUA